Messenger RNA from Saprolegnia diclina VS20, 3009 nucleotides. RefSeq lists its product as hypothetical. The transcript has 7 exons. The record is from RefSeq and is a predicted model, not a curated record. NCBI's taxonomy places the organism in Eukaryota, Oomycota, Saprolegniomycetes, Saprolegniales, Saprolegniaceae. Gene Ontology annotation, biological process: protein polyubiquitination. The coding region runs from base 1 to 3009 and encodes 1002 amino acids. Gene Ontology annotation, cellular component: ubiquitin ligase complex; cytoplasm; nucleus. Gene Ontology annotation, molecular function: ubiquitin-ubiquitin ligase activity.
AUGGCGAGCUGGAUUAGCUCCUGGGUCAAUGGCGACCAGAAGGAAGACGAGAACCAUGACAUGAGCACGACUAGCGAAGACGUGCAUGUCCCGACGGCGGAAGAGCUCCGGCAGAAGCGCCUCGAGCGCCUGGCGCCCUUGGAGCAAGCUGCGCCGGCCCCCGCGCCGCCGGUCGUGAAAGCGUCGCCGCCCAAGCCGGUUAUCGCACCGCCUGCGCCACCUGUUCAAGCCCCCGCGCCGGUGCUGAAGAAGAAGGCGAGCCGGCGUGACGGGCUCCACGAGAUGCUGUCUCGCAUCCUGCAGGUGACGUUGCAUCCGCCAGGUUCGCACGAUGUCUUGUACAUGGACGUCGCGGGAAACGCUCUCAACGGCGACAACGUCAGCGAAGUCUUGUACAUGCGGCUCGUGUCGGAAGAAGACGCGGCGCUCGCGACACCGACGCUGCGGUACCUCUUUGACGUGUACCAGCGCUGCCGGACCGAGAGUUCGCAGCUCUCCGAGGCCGAUCUUGUCGUCGUCAAGUCGCUCAUGGAGAUGGCGAUCAACUACAGCGUGACGUGCCUCUUGGAGCCCGAGAUGUUUCCGUCGCACGCCAUGACGCCGCUCGAAGUGUUUGACGCGCUCGUGCGCAACCCGACGCCAAGCACGCCCUCGUACCUCGAGCUCCUCGCCCAGGGGCUCGAGGCCCAGGGUGGGUCCGCGGGCCUUGGCCGCGUCGUGGGCCCCAUCUUCCAGAAGCUCGUCUCCGAGAUCUUUCUUGGUGCGCAGUCGCUCCUCGCGGUCGAGGUGUGGGCGCCGCCCAUGCAAGCGAUCGGGUCCCUCGUGCGUGUCAAGGGCUUUGCGACGGUCUUUGUCACGAUGCCAGGGUUUCUCCUCUCACCACCGCUCAACGGGCGCCGCCUCCAAGACGCCACCGCGCUCGGCAUUCUGCUACGCCUCUCGACCGACUCGCCGGAUCCUGCGCUCAAAGACAUGUUUUCCAACAUCACCAAACGGACGCGCAACGACGUCGACAAGUCGCUGCGGCAACUUCGGAACGAACUCAAGUUUAACCACGACUUAUGCACCGACAUCUUCAAGUCGCUGCUCAAGGCUGGCCCGGUGUGCAAGGACCGCGUCCUCGCUUGGCUGGCGCAGGCGCUCGAAGUCAACCAGGAGAUGGCCAAAGAAAACCCGAACGCUGCGCUCACAUCGACCGCCGGCCUCCUCAUGAACCUCAGCGUCGUGCUGCUGCGGCUCUGCGGUCCGUUCUUGCCGCCAUCGUCAACCAAACACUCGCUCAUUGACCCGACGUUCCUGGCGGCCGUGCCCAACCCCAUCUUUCCGGCCGACAGCACCAAGCUCGUGGUGACCGAGAGCGCUGCGUCGACGACCAAGACGCUCGGCGACUUUAACUUUAUCACGCAGUGCUUUUACCUCACGCUGGAGAGCGUCCACCUUGGACCAGUCGCGACCAUGGCCAAGUACAUGCGCCUCUUGCGCCAGCUCUCGUACGUCCAAAACGCCAUGCGCAGCAACAACGACCCUCGCGUCCAAGCGCAGUUUGACGCACUCGCGUCGACCAAGAUGCUAUUGGACGCCAAGCUGCUCCAGCCCGAGGUCCUUCACGAGAUCGUGCGUUUUGCCCUCUUGUCCGCGGACGUGGUCUGCCGCAUCUGUCUGGAGCCGUCGGGGAAGGCGUCGUCGAGCCCGCUCGUGCUGCCCAUUACGACGCGCGAGCAAGAUUUGCUUGUGCCAUUUAUGCCCGAGCACAUUGUCGAGGACAUUGUCAACGCUCUCCUCUUCGUGGCACGCAUGGCGCCGACGGAGCUCGCGGCCUUCGCCUUUGACGACCUCUUGAAGAUGACGCUCGUCUUCCUCUCGUCGCCGCAGCUGGUCCGGAGCCCGCACUUGCGCGCCAAGAUGAGCGAGUGCCUCUUUGAGAUCUGCCUGCCGUCGCACGAGUCGGAGGACCGGCCGACGGUCGGCGUGCCGUCCGCAGUGAACGCGCUCACGCAGAGCCCGCUCGCGCAGGAGCACCUCGCGCCGUGCCUCCUCGCGCUCUACGGCGAUGUCGAGCAGACGGGCUUUUACGAAAAGCUCGAGCACCGCUACAACAUUGCUUGCUUGCUCAAGUACCUCUGGAAGUGCCCGGCCCACAAGCCUGCGUUCGUCUCGAUCUCCACGAACGAACCGGCGUUCGUCAAGUUUGCGCACGGUCUUAUGAACCACAUCAACUCGCUCCUCACUGAUGCGCUGACCAAUUUACCGGAGAUCAAGGCGCUGCAGGAGGAAGCCCAGUCGCCGCUUUGGGGCACUUAUGACCAAGCGACGCAAGAGCAAAAGCAGAGUCUUUUGGCCGAGAAGGAGCGCACGGUCACGUCGAGUUUGCAGCUCGCGAACGAGACGAUCCACAUGAUGUCAUACCUCACGUCCGAGAUCCAAGCGCCGUUCCUCAGCGUCGCACUGGAAGAACGCCUCGUGAGCAUGCUCAACAGCGUGCUCGUCAAGCUCGCGGGGCCCCGCGGCCUCGAGCUCAAGGUGGCGAACCCCGAGACGUACAAGUUCCGGCCCAAGGUCAUGCUCCGCGAAGUCGUCGAGACGAUCUUGCAUUUUGCGCAAUACGAGAGCUUCCAGAUGGCGGUUGCCUCCAACGGCUUGUACGACCCGGCCGUGUACCGCAAGUGCGUGCACAUUCUCCAGCGCACGCAGCUCAUUCCGCCGCCGGGCGUCGCGACCUUUGAGAACCUCUGCGACACGGUCGAAGCGCUGCAUGCGAGCAACGCGCUCGACGAUGCGGCGUACGGCGACGCCCCGGACGAGUUUAUGGACCCGCUUCUCUGCCAGCGCAUGCGCGACCCCGUGACGCUGCCGAGCGGGUACGUGGUCGACCGCGCCACGAUCGUCCAGCACCUCAUGAACGACGCGACCGACCCGUUCACGCGGCAGCCGUUGACCGUCGACCAGCUCACGCCCGCGACAGUGCUCAAGGCGCGCAUCGACGCGUGGAUGGUGGCGCAGACAAAGUAG